Staurois parvus is the source of this 483-nucleotide messenger RNA. The record is from the annotation of a GenBank genome assembly. NCBI's taxonomy places the organism in Eukaryota, Metazoa, Chordata, Amphibia, Anura, Ranidae.
AUUCCCGAAAUCCACCACAGAGAACACACCACCUUUUUUUCAUUUACUAUUAAAAAUGUGACAAAAGAACAGGCUGGGCUAUAUAACUGUUCCGCUGAGAAUCGAUACACAAAGGAGGUGUUGUAUCGCUCAACUCAACUCAUAGUCCAAGAAAAACAGGCCCCGUGGGUGAUGCAGCAUCUUCAAAAUGUAACAGUAAACAGCAGCAGCACAUUGGUUCUGGAGUGUAGAGUUGAUGGAAUUCCCUUGCCCACAAUAACCUGGUUCAAGAAUGGAUACGAGAUUCAACCUGCAUCAGGAAUCACUUUGCUUUACAAUGAAAACCUGAUUAUCGAGAGGGUAAAGAAGGAUGAUGAGGGACUGUAUACAUGCCAAGCAAUUAAUGAAAUGGGUCAUGCCAACAACUCUGCCUACGUUACUGUUCGAGGUGGAGAGGAGAGGUCUAACAUAGAAGUCAUCAUCCUUGUGUGCACAGGAGUGGCG